CCUCCGGUGAUCUUCCUCUGGUGUUAACUUUUCUGAACUGUCUUUGACACAAUGGCAAAAGGGAAGAAAGGGAAAGGCGGUAAAGCAAAAACAGGCGAUGAGAAGGACAAGGCGCUGUACCAGGCCGAGAUACAGUACUUGCAAGAUCAGCUGCAAAGAUGUCAGCAGAAAUGUAAGCAAGUGGAGGGGCAACAUGAGGACUUACAGUCCAAAUUCAAUGCACUGGAGAAAGAGAAAGAUGACAUUGCUGAGUAUCUGCAAAAGUCUGCCAUUAAGAAGGAGCAGAAGCUUGAUGACGUGUUGAGUCGUCUGGAGAUUCAACAGCACGAUGCACAAAAGGACAGAGAUGCCAUGCAGCUGGAGCAAGAGCAGCUGAGGCAAAAAUUCCAAGACAAGGUAGACAAGCUGCAAGAGGAGAAAGAGGAAUUUGAGAAAAGUAUGGCCAGUCUGGAGGAGUUUCGUAUUCAGAAGGAGCAGCUCAUGUCCAGCAUGGAAGCUCUGAAGAGAGAGCUGGCCGACGAGAAAAGGGAUCACCUUGACGAAAUCCACAAGCUGGAGAUGGAUGCGCUGCUUGAAAGGAAGAAACGGGACCAGAAGCUGGAGAACCAUCUGAGAGCCAUGGAGGAGAGGGUGAAGGACAUGGUGAAUGAGAAGGUUACUGACAUGACCAAGCUGACCCUUAAAGAGAACGCGGAGGUCAGUGCCAAGUUUAUCCAGCUGACAGAGGAGGCAAAGGUCCUGAUGAAGAACAACUGCGCUCUGCGAGACCGCAACAGUCAACUCAACGUGGACGUGGACAGCCUGGAGAAAAUGCUAGCUGAGCUCUCCCGCAAGGGCGGGAUGCGCAAGGCGGUGAUGGCGAAGCUGGGAGACAAGUGUCAGCAGCUACAGCGGGAGGUGAAGGCCUUCAAGCAAGAGUAUGAGCACCUAAAGACCAAACAUGAUCAGUGCCUCGUUCUCCUCCAUAAUGACCUGGAGGCACUUAGACAGGACAGGAAGGCACUAAGUACCGAGUUGAGGAAAAAGACAGAAGAGGCAAGUCAAUGUAGUUCAGAGCUAAAGAAGGUGAAGACGCAGUGGAUGAAGUGGUGGAAGAUUCUGUCUUGGAAGAUGCCAUCCGUAUCAAGGCCCGAAGGAAUUGCAGAUUUAGCACAAUAUUUGGAAGAUGAGGAGGCAAAGGAAAUAAAGAAAGCAAGAAUAAAGGCAGCAUUGCAGAUGGAACAAAAAGAGCAAACAGAUGAAGACACAGAAGACACAGAAGACGCUGCAAGUGAAGAGGCGGACAUUUGACCGGAGCAGCAAGUCAGGAUCUUUCGCUGUCCUACCUCAGGCCCACAAAUCACUUUUUAUACCUCCUGCACCAAAACGCUUUCACACAUUCUCUUUUCAUGCUGGGACGUGGGCCUAUCCUGUCUGUGCACCGGGACACUUUCCAGGCUGAAGAUGACCAGCUCAAUUAACCUGACCGACUCAGCGGUCAGACAGCAGACCCUCCUCAACAUAAACACCCCAGAAAACAAGACAAAAGGGUUCGAACUUACCACUGAACAGCUGAACUCACACUCUGAUUCAGUGCUAAUACUUAUUUACCUGCUCAUCAGAUCCAGUGCAAAAUACAUUUUUUUUUAAAAAUCAUUUUC
Messenger RNA from Solea solea (common sole), 1640 nucleotides. Its product is annotated as cilia- and flagella-associated protein 157-like. The record is from RefSeq and is a predicted model, not a curated record. Gene Ontology annotation, molecular function: microtubule binding. Lineage: Eukaryota; Metazoa; Chordata; Actinopteri; Pleuronectiformes; Soleidae. The transcript has a single exon. Gene Ontology annotation, cellular component: ciliary basal body; cilium. Bases 52 to 1290 code for a protein of 412 amino acids.